ACAUUUUUCACCCUCAAUGUAAACCCACCCACCCAUCGUCAUCGAGCCACUGAUCGGAGAGCAACAUCGGCGACUGUUGACUCCAUCUCCAUCGCUCACCAUAAAACACAACUUACAAUUGAGCAAUGCAGUUCUUCGGAGGCUCCGAGAUCAGUCCAUCACCGCCGGUACCGACGGCAUCCGGCAACAAUGCGCAUAUGAUGUACAUCUUCAACAGAAACGGCGUUUGUUUGCUUUACCGCGAGUGGAAUCGACCUCUGCGUACACUCAAUUCCAAUCAGGAUCAUAAACUCAUGUUCGGUCUCCUUUUUUCACUCAAAUCCCUAACCGCUAAAAUGGAUCCAUCUAGUGCUGAAAAGGGGAAUCUUGGGGUGCCUCAGUUACCUGGACAAGGUUGUUCGUUUCACAGCUUUCGUACUAAUACUUACAAGUUGAGUUUCAUGGAAAGUCCGUCAGGGAUAAAGAUCAUCCUUGUCACGCAUCCCAAAGCUAGUGAUCUGAGAGAUUCUUUGAAAUACAUUUACAAUCUGUAUGUUGAGUAUGUUGUGAAGAAUCCACUGUACACUCCAGGAACACCAAUCAGAAGCGAGUUAUUCAACACAACUCUUGACCAAUACGUGCGAGGUCUCGGAUAAUUUGGUAAGGAUUCAUGAGUUAGAAUGAAGUUGUUUUGGACGAUAAUGAUAUGUUUUUACAAUCCAAUUCGGGAGCAGGUGAAAGAAACAUUUGGUAUACAAGGGUUGACAUGCUGCUGAUCUCUAAACCUGCUUCUGAGAUAUUAUUAUUAUGUGAUGCAUCAUUUGAACUAUUUUCUCCUAAAGGGUAUAGAGUUGCUUCUUUUAUCUGUUUGAUACUUGAUAAAUGUAUUCAUGCAUAACACAGUUACCUGUUCGAUAUUGUUAUUGCUUUAAAAGACAGAUUAAUGUAUAAUGGAUGCUAGAUGGUUAAAUGUUCUUCCCAUGCGUACGUACU
Messenger RNA from Helianthus annuus (common sunflower), 972 nucleotides. RefSeq names its product trafficking protein particle complex subunit 1. The record is from RefSeq and is a predicted model, not a curated record. Gene Ontology annotation, biological process: endoplasmic reticulum to Golgi vesicle-mediated transport. Lineage: Eukaryota; Viridiplantae; Streptophyta; Magnoliopsida; Asterales; Asteraceae. The transcript has 5 exons. Gene Ontology annotation, cellular component: TRAPP complex. The coding region runs from base 126 to 635 and encodes 169 amino acids.